GAAAAAAAAACCUCCGACGAGUUCUGGGCAUAAAAGAGAUCAUGGCAGAAGCUACAGAGAAGAAGAGAAUAGAGGAGACUCCUCCUAGACACAGAGGCUGGAAGGCUAUGCCUUAUAUCAUAGGAAAUGAAACGUUUGAGAAGCUGGGGACUCUCGGCACUUCCUCUAACCUUUUGGUGUACUUAACGAGCGUGUUUCACCUGAAAAGUGCUACAGCUGCGACGUUCCUCAACGUUUUAAAUGGGACCACUAAUAUAGCUCCUCUUGUUGGGGCUUUUCUCUCUGAUUCCUAUUUUGGUCGCUACUUCACGCUUGGCUUCGCUUCAGUUGCUUCUUUCAUGGGCAUGUUCAUCCUACCGCUCUCUAACCUCCACCCAUCACACUGCAGCCAACACUGCCCCGGCCCAACACCCUUACAGCUCUCCGUCCUCCUCUCCGCCUUCUUCCUCCUCGUCAUCGGCGCAGGCGGCAUCCGACCCUGCAACCUCGCGUUCGGCGCCGACCAAUUCGACCCUCACACCGACUCAGGCCGAAAGGGAAUCAGCAGCUUCUUCAACUGGUACUACUUCACCUUCACCUUCGCCAUGAUGAUCUCGGCCACCGUCAUAAUAUACGUGCAGACCGACGUCAGCUGGCCGCUGGGGCUAGCGAUCCCGACGGCGCUCAUGUUUUUUUCUUGUGCAUUUUUCUUCGUCGGGUCGAGGAUUUACGUGAAGGUUCGGCCUGAGGGGAGUCCGUUUACGAGUGUUGUUCGGGUGUUUGUUGCAGCGUUUAAGAAAAGAGGGUUGAAGGUUUACUCGAAGGAGCUUAUGUAUGAUCCUCCGCGUGCUAGUGCUCUUAAUUCCAAGCUUCCUUAUACGGACCAGUUCAAGUUCCUUGACAAGGCUUCAAUCAAACUACCAAACGACACCAAUGAAAACGGUUUAAGCCACAUAAAUCCAUGGACACUAUGCACUCUACAACAAGUGGAGGAGGUAAAAUGUCUACUGAGAAUCAUCCCAAUUUGGUCUGCAGGCCUCAUGUUCAACGUAUCCAUGGUUCAACAAUCAAACUAUGUCGUUUUCCAAGCUCUCCAAUCCAACCGCUCUCUCUUUAAUACCCACUUUGAGAUACCUGCAGGCUCAUUCACGGUCUUCACCAUGCUAGCCCUCACCAUCUGGCUCCCCAUCUACGACCGCGUCAUCAUCCCAAAACUCCGUCGAGGGAUCACACUCCUACAGAGAAUGGGCAUCGGACUCAUCCUCUCCAUCCUCGCCGUGGUCGUGGCAGCCAUCAUCGAAGAUCGAAGAAGAAACAGUGCCCGCAAUGUCAACGGCCACAUUUCGUCAAUGUCGAGCCUCUGGUUCAUCCCACAACUUGUUCUGUUCGGAAUAGGGGAGGCCUUCAAUUCAAUCGGGCAGAUUGAGUUUUAUUACAAGCAGUUUCCAGAGAAUAUGAGGAGCAUUGCAGGGUCUUUGUUCUUCUGUAGCUUGGCUGUUUCUAAUUACUUGAGUGGGUUGAUGGUGAGCGUAGUGAACCGGAGGACGAAUUGGCUAGCUCAAAAUCUUAAUAUGGGGAGGUUGGAUUAUUUUUAUUUUAUGAUUGCGGGAAUGGGAGGUUUGAAUCUGGUGUAUUUUGGUGUUUGUGCUUGGUGGUAUAGGUAUAAGGUAGUUGACGAUGGUGUAGGUGAAGUUGGAUUGGAGAUGGAUGUGGCGAAAAAUGCUUCGGUUUGAACAAAUUGCUGGUUGAUUUAUAUGUGGAUUAAUUUCUUCCAAUUUCAAUAUAGGAAGAAGAUGACGACGAUAACUGUCAAUAUAGGCUGGGGAUUUACCGAAAGCUAGCUUUUCAUUAUCAUUAUUAUUAUUAUCUUGAAUCAUGGAUUGUUAGGUUUAUUGUAACUCUGCAAUGUAAGUGUUAAGUGUACGUAUAUAGUUGUUGUUGCUACUAUUUAACAUAAAAUAUACUUGCAAUAACUCCAUUUUAAUA
Molecule: messenger RNA, 1965 nt
Organism: Asparagus officinalis (garden asparagus)
Lineage: Eukaryota; Viridiplantae; Streptophyta; Magnoliopsida; Asparagales; Asparagaceae
Product: protein NRT1/ PTR FAMILY 2.9-like
Biological process (GO): transmembrane transport
Cellular component (GO): plasma membrane
Molecular function (GO): transmembrane transporter activity
Source: RefSeq, a predicted model, not a curated record